GUGACGUCAGCGGUAACCGAGUUCAACUGGUAUCACCGUGUAACAUUUUUUACGUUUUGAAUUCCAGAAUAAUUUGUAUAAAUUCCCGUAAAACUAGUCUCCAUUUAGUAAGAGUAAUAUUUUCUUAACUCAGUCUCAAUCUUUAAUACUUCAAUUUUCAUGCAGCUAUCUAUUUAUAAAUUUUGCCAGCAAAAUUCUGAAAUAUCGCUCUCUACGGACGUGUGCUACAUCAACGCCAUGAAAUAUUCUAGCAUCAUCGUAUAUCUUAUUAUCUUCAGCUUCAUUCCGUCCUUAUAUUCAACAAAUACUGAAGAUAAUGAAUUUGCUGAGUUUGAAGAUUUUGAUGAAGAUGUUGAAGAAACCAGACCAGAAUUAAAGCAACAAGAUUCUUCACCUCAAACAGAAGGUGAUGCACAGUCACCAAAGAGUCAAACAGAGGAUGAUACAGCUGAGGAGGAAGAAGCUAUUGUGGAGGAUGAUGAUGAAUUUGAGCACUUACAAGAUAGUGAUGAAUUUGAAGGGUUAGAUCAAAAAUCGAAUGCGAAAGGAAAGACAGAGCCAGAAACACUUACUAUAACUAAAAUUCCACAUCAUCUAAGAACUAAUUGGGACUCCUAUUACUUAGAAAUUUUAAUGCUUUCUGGUCUAGCUGUAUAUUUUCUUAAUUUUCUGGCUGGAAAAUCUAAAAACCAUAGAAUUGCUCAAUCGUGGCUAAAUGCGCACAAAAAAUUACUAUCUGAUAACUUUGCAAUUGUUGGUGACGAUGGCCAAGGAACGGAUAUAACCGAACCUGGCAGUAAUGAACUCCUUAAGGAAUCUGAGAAUGUUUAUAGCUUAUGGUGUACAGGCAGAGUUGGCUGCGAGGGAAUGCUUGUCACUUUAAGAUUGUUAAAGAGACAUGACUUGGUGACUUCUCUAGCAAGAAUUUUCAAACCUCAACAAGACCAAUUAACAAUUAGGAUAAAUAUGGAUGCAAAUGAAAUGGAUAGUUUUGUUCUCUUGAUCGCUAAUAAGAAGCUAAGCACGAGAUUACAAAAGGAUAUGAAUGACCUUAGUUUAUAUUCUACAGAAAAAAAAAAUCCCGAGAAAUACGAAAUACCAACUUCCUUUACCCUUAUGUCCGAAAUAGGCGAAGCAACAGCAGCUGUUCUUGACAGACGGAUGGUGGCCGCACUAAAUAAUCAUGAAAAAUCUAUUAGUUAUAUCCAUAUUUCUGAUCAGUAUUCUGGUCAAAAGCAACAAGACGACACCCAACCCCAAGCUGUUGUUCCGCAAACAAAAAAAGUGCUGAUUUUUUGUUUUAAUUUAGAUUCAGAAACGAAAGAUAUGAAUGAAGUACAGAAAUUAAUGACAGUUGUAUUAAAUUGUCUUGACAAAGUGAAACGAAUACGAUUAAGUAAAGAAGCAAAAAUGAAAGCUGAUAAAAAUCGGGCACGAGUAGAGGAGAAAUUUCAUAAAGCUGCCCAUGCUCAACGUCAAGAAGCAGCCCAAGCUAGGCGUGACGAAAAGCGACGAGCAGAAAAGGAAAGGAUCAUGAAUGAGGGUGAUCCAGAAAAGCAAAGAAAGCUAGAGGAAAAAGAAAAUCGAAAAGAAGCAAGAAAGAGAGUUCCUAAAAUGAAAAUGAUGAAGGUUAAGGCCUAAAUCGUUAAAGCGUUAAUAAAAUGUAUUUGUUCUAGGCGAUCUAAUAGCUUUUUAUAAUUUUUAGUUCUAUAUAUCGUUCAACUAAUUUGUGAAAGUGGUUAUAUAUAUACAGUACAUAUAUAUAUAUAUAUAUAUAUAUAUACAAAUAUAUAUUUAU
Messenger RNA from Dimorphilus gyrociliatus, 1798 nucleotides. Lineage: Eukaryota; Metazoa; Annelida; Polychaeta; Dinophilidae. The record is from the annotation of a GenBank genome assembly.